UAUCCGGUAACUUUGAAGUAGCGGUCGGCAUUCAGAGCAGUUGCAUCAUUACAGCCGUUUGGCAUCGUUACUGCUUCAAUUAUUAUUAUUACAGGUAUCAUCUUAAGAAUCAGCGGUGAAAUGUGUGGGAUCUGGGCUUUGUUCGGCAGUGAUGAGUGCCUGUCGGUUCAGUGCACGAGUGCCAUGAAGAUCGCUCACAGGGGCCCCGACGCCUUCCGCUUCGAAAACGUCAAUGGCUUCACCAACUGCUGUUUCGGCUUCCACCGGUUGGCUAUCGUGGACCAGCUGUACGGCAUGCAGCCCUUGCGCAUCAAGAAGUUUCCCUUCUUGUGGCUGUGCUACAACGGAGAGAUUUACAACCAUCAAACGCUGAAGAAGCAGUUUGAGUUUGAUCACCAGACCAAAGUGGACGGCGAGAUCCUGCUCCAUCUGUACGACCGCUUCGGCAUCGAGAAGAUGGCGACUCUCCUGGACGGCGUCUUUGCUUUUGUUCUGCUGGACACUGCCAACAGGAAAGUGUUUCUGGGAAGAGACACGUACGGCGUGCGGCCUCUGUACAGACUCCUCACGGACGACGGAUUCCUCGCAGUCUGCUCGGAGGCGAAAGGCCUUAUAGACAUAACUCAUGCGAUGACCACCCCCGCCAACAUCACGCCUUUCCUGCCCGGGCACUUCGAGGUCUUCGAUUUGAAGCAGAACGGCAAAGUUCAGUCGGUUCAGAUGGACGAGUUUCACUGCUGCACCAAGGAGCCCGCUCAUGCUAACUACGAUACGGUGGAGAGGCUGCCUACAAGUUUCGAGGAGGAAACGGUGAAAAGCAACAUCAGAAUGCUGUUUGAGAACGCCGUGCGGAAACGUCUCAUGGCUCACAGGAGAAUCGGAUGUCUUCUGUCAGGUGGUCUGGACUCCAGUUUGGUUGCUGCUACUCUGGUGAAGCUGGCCAAGGAGGAGAAGGUGCAGUAUCCUAUUCAGACGUUUUCAAUCGGCUCGGAGGGCAGUCCAGACAUCAUCGCUGCACGCAAGGUCGCUGCUCACAUUGGCAGCGAGCACCACGAGGUGAACUUCACUGCAGAAGAAGGUAUCCAGGCUGUGGAGGAGGUCAUCUUUCACCUGGAGACCUACGACAUCACCACCAUACGUGCCUCAGUCGGAAUGUACCUGGUUUCCAAGUACAUCAGGGAGAAGUCGGACAGUGUGGUGAUCUUCUCUGGAGAGGGAGCCGACGAGCUGACUCAGGGAUACAUCUACUUCCACAAAGCACCGACUCCCUCGGCUGCUGCAGAGGACAGCGUCCGUCUGAUGAAGGAGCUCUACCUGUUUGAUGUCCUCCGAGCUGAUCGCACCACUGCUGCACACGGUCUGGAGCUCAGAGUGCCUUUCCUGGAUCACAGACUCACAGCGUACUACCUCUCUCUGCCCGACGACAUGAAGACUCCUAAGCACGGAGUGGAGAAACAUCUUCUGAGGGACUCCUUCAAAGGUCUCAACCUGAUCCCCGAUGAGAUCCUGUGGAGGCGCAAAGAGGCCUUCAGCGACGGGAUAAUGUCCGCGAAGAAGUCCUGGUACACCUGCCUGCAGGAGCACCUUGAGUCUAUGGUCAACGACGACCAGAUGGAGAGGGCUCACAAGACGUUCCCUCACGUCCCCCCGCGCUCCAAAGAGGCGUACUACUUCAGACAGGUGUUUGAGAAGCAGUUCCCCGGCCGCGCCGAUUGGCUGCCACAUUACUGGAUGCCGCGCUGGAUCAACGCCACCGACCCGUCGGCCCGGACCCUCUCCAUCUACAAACCGGACAAAGAUGAAUGAACGGCGGCUGCCAGUCCGUACGUUAGGUCCUCUACGCGCCUUCUACAUGUGUCAUACUUAGCUUUGAUUUGAUCUCAGAUUAGGUCGGGUUUAUUGGGAUUAGUUGUCGUACAUGAUACCAAGUUUGUCACACUGCGAUGGAGUUUGUUGGACUUACCGUUAAAAGUCAGCCUCCCGGUUGGGGGAGUUGUUUCAGUUUAUUUGAGUCUGCGAUCAAACAAUUUCCCCGAAUAAGAAAAAUCCAAAAGGUGCAAGAAGACGCUUUUAUAAUACCUAACCCCUUUUAUAUAAUAUGUACCUACAGGCAACCCUCUUACCUCUUCAUCUGAGUUUGAGAAGAAUGAAACAAAAACUUAAUACUCAACAAUCUAAACACUUUUUUACAGAAUUACAGGGAAUAAAAUCGUAACUUUGCAAGAAUAAAGUCAUAAACAGCGCCCUUAUUCAGACGGCUUCUUUUACAAAAAUGUCGUAACUAAGCUCAGCCGUCAUCACGUCUUUGUACUGUCAUGUUGAUUCCUGGACGUGGUAAUAUUCCUGUCCCAGUCGGUGGGUUCAUUUUGUUUUUCAGCGUUGUGGAAGCACAGUUGAAGCUCCACAUAUGCACACACACACACACACACACACACACACACACACACACACACACACACACACACACACACACACA
Molecule: messenger RNA, 2476 nt
Organism: Labrus mixtus (cuckoo wrasse)
Lineage: Eukaryota; Metazoa; Chordata; Actinopteri; Labriformes; Labridae
Gene: asns
Product: asparagine synthetase
Exons: 12
Coding region: 121-1806 (561 amino acids)
Cellular component (GO): cytosol
Molecular function (GO): asparagine synthase (glutamine-hydrolyzing) activity
Source: RefSeq, a predicted model, not a curated record